AUGCUCUCUCCACACCCUCUGCCAUCUCCACUGCUGUCUCUUUUCUCGUCAACAUCCACGACAUCCGUGUCGGCGCCGUCCUCUUUAAACGACUGCUCUGCGCCCACCCUGUCUCACGACGCGUGGAGCAAAGCGACUAUCUUAUCACGCAAAGUUGAGCACAUUGAAGAGAAGAACAAUGAGCAGAUGGUUAUAGAGGCAGAGGAGGGCAGAGCGGUACGACGGUCCCGCUGUCUAUGCUCUGCGCGCCCGCUUGACGCCACGCUCUAUUUCCCGCUCUCCCUGCUCGAUGCUAUGCAGGCUCAACACCGUGCCUUCGUUCUCUCUGACACCCUCACCCAUAACUGCGACCUUCUACGCCACACUUACCACCUUGGUUACUCGACCCCUCUGACACUGAUCCUGCCCUUAAGCCCGUCUCAGUUCUCCGUCUCCCGUCUCCCUCCGCCAGAACCUGCCCCCUGGGACCAGGGCCCACGCGUGCUCCCCGCACCCAUCAUCGACUUGACCGAUCCCGACCCUGACACGCCCCCCCAUGCGCACGCCCCAUCCUACUUCAAUACUCGCUCCACGCACACCGCCUCUGCUUCUCUCCUGGCCCCCAAUCUCCCGCGGAGCCCACCUCGCAGCCCAGAUGAUCCUGCGUGUUCGUCCUGCCCCGCCCUGCCCUGCCCCGCCCCGCCCUGCCCUGCCCUGCCCCGCCCCGCCCCGCCUCCCCUCCCCGAUCAGACACCGCCUCCGCCGUUCGUUUCCCCGCUCACUCCACUCGCAUCGCUUGACACGUCCCCGGCAUCCACGCACGCUCCCGUCCCCGUCACCCCUCCCUGCUGCCGCUCCCGCUGCCUCCCCCGUCCUGCACGCCAAAUCUUCGCCUACGCGUACACGAAGGAGCGCGACACCUUGAAGAGCAUGCUCGCGCGCACCGGGGGCGGCGCUAGUGCGGAACCGUAUGUCAGCGGAACUGGGAGCUGGACUGGGAGCGGGGGCGUGAAUGGCGCAGCGGGGAGUGUCGCGUCGGAGCUGCAGGAGGUCGUACCAGAGUCGGAGCUGGCGGAGAUCUAG
This is a messenger RNA of Heterobasidion irregulare TC 32-1, 1062 nucleotides long. RefSeq lists its product as uncharacterized. The record is from RefSeq and is a predicted model, not a curated record. NCBI's taxonomy places the organism in Eukaryota, Fungi, Basidiomycota, Agaricomycetes, Russulales, Bondarzewiaceae. The transcript is spliced from 4 exons. Bases 1 to 1062 code for a protein of 353 amino acids.